GCCGUUGCUAACGGAGUAUGAGCGGCCGCGGGGGAGAGAGGAGCACGCAGGGCCGUGAGUGCACAGGGAGCUUUACCGCCUCUGGGACACGGGGGCAGGCGCGGUAACAAGCUCGGGCCGUCGGAUAAACCAUGUCUGCUCCAGCUGAUGAAACUGCAGGAGACCUGCCUGUGAGAGAUGUAGGUCUAAAUCUAGCUGGAAUUGGAGGAUUACAAGAAUCAUCAGCUGCCCAGAAUGUGAAAGCUCGGCAAGCUGUCUCACGGAUUAGUCGUGAGGAGCUAGAAGACCGUUUCCUGCGUUUGCAUGAUGAAAACAUCUUACUUAAGCAACAUGCACAUAAGCAAGAAGAUAAAAUUAAAAGAAUGGCCACCAAGUUAAUUCGGCUUGUAAAUGACAAGAAAAGAUCUGAGCAGAUUGGUGGUGGCCCCAAGCGGUUGGGCCAGGAUGUGGAGCUUGAAGAAAUGAUUGAGCAGCUGCAAGAGAGAGUUCGUGAGCUCGAGAAACAAAAUGAAGGCAUCCGCAAGAGACUCAUUUCAACCAAACAGCAGCUCCAAGUUCAAGGCCAUCGGCACACUCCAUACAGCUAUGUUCAAUCUCGCAUUAACACUGGUCUCAGAAAAGUGAACGAGGCUGUCGCCAUCCAAGAUCGCACAAGGAAAGGAAUGAGAUUUCAGGAUGUAGAACUGAGAUCCCCCCAACCCAUGCUUCCAAGAUACGGACAUAGUUUGCUUGAAGAAGCAAGGGCUGAGAUAAGAAAUUUGGAAAACGUGAUUGAGUCACAAAAGGGACAGAUUGAAGAAUUGGAGCACACUGGAGAGGUACUAAGGAGUCAGAUAAGAAAGAAGGAAAAAGAGUUUGAAGAAUCCAUUCUGCAACUGAAAGAGCAACAAGCAACAGGGCAAAGGUUAAACAUUCGGGACAAUGUGGAAAUGAUAAAGCUCCACAAACAACUGAUGGAGAAAGGCAAUGCUUUCUCAGCAAUGGAAGGGAAAUUUCUUCAGCUUCAAGAGAAUCAAAAGAACCUUAAGGCCAGCCAUGAUGCUUUAAUGGCAAACGGGAAUGAACUCAAUCUGCAGCUUAAAGAACAACGUUUAAAGUGCCUCCAUCUUGAGAGAGAAUUACAGUCGAUGACGUUUUCAAAACAAAGGAUAGAAGAGUUGCAGGAUAGAAUUAAUGACCUAGAAAAGGAGAGGGAUCUUUUAAAGGAAAAUUAUGAUAAACUAUAUAACAGUGCCUUCAGUGUGAGCCAUGAACAGCAAUGGAAGUUAAAGGAACAGCAACUGAAAUUACAAAUUGCUCAACUUGAGACUGCCUUAAAGUCUGACUUAGCAGACAAAAGUGAAAUCCUUGACAGAAUGAAACUAGAAAGAGACCAAAAUGAGAAGCUGACCCAAGAGAACAAAGAACUGCAAUUGCAUUAUCUGGAACACAAGCAACAGCUAGAUGAACUGAAAAAUCGCAUGAAGUUUUUCACCAAGGAGAGUGAUACUGAAAUGACAGAACUCAGUGAAGCCCUCAUGCUUAUAAAGGUUCGCAAACAGCAGAAGAAUGGGGACCUUACCUUUUUAGAGAAAAUAGAAGAUGACGUCCAUAAAGACAUGGAAUACGCCAUGCGGGAGCUUCAAGCAACACAUGCAGAAACAGUGCAAGAACUUGAAAAGACACGGAAUAUGUUAAUUGUGCAGCAUAAAAUUAACAAAGAUUAUCAGACUGAAGUUGAAGCAGUGACGCAGAAGAUGGAGGGUUUACAGCAAGAUUAUGAGUUAAAACUUGAACAGUAUGUCCAUCUUCUUGACAUUAGGGCUGCACGCAUCCGAAAAUUAGAAGCUCAACUAAAGGAUAUUGCCUAUGGUACCAAACAGUACAAAUUCAAACCAGAAAUCCUGCCAGAGGAUCCAGUAGAUGAAUUUGAUGAAACUGUCCACUUAGAAAGAGGAGAAAACCUGUUUGAAAUUCACAUCAGUAAAGUGAUAUUUUCUACAGAAGCUGUGCUUGCUUUUGGUGACCAGGAACCUGCAACUUUCUGUACCUAUGCAUUCUAUGACUUUGAACUACAGACAACCCCAGUAAUUCGUGGUCUUAAUCCAUCCUAUAACUUCACUUCACAGUAUCUUGUGCGCAUUGAUGACUUUUUUUUGCAAUACAUACAGAAAAGCACUAUCACUCUUGAGGUUCAUCGUGCCUUAGGCACAGAUUAUGAAACAGCUGCAGCAUGUCAGCUGAGGUUUCAUGAAAUCUUGGAAAAUAAUGGCAGGAUCUAUAGUACAGCAAUUUUAGUUGGAAAUGGAGGACAUAUCCCAAACUAUGGCACAGUGGAUUACUGGGUCAGAUUACGAGUUCCUAUGGAUCAGGCUAUCAGACUCUACAAAGAGAGGUCAAAAGCUCUGGGAUACAUAACAUCCAAUGUAAAGGAACAUGAAAAAGCCCCACAGUUAAAGCAACCGAUACACAGAACUGCCCAAGUCAGCACUUCAGCAGAUGGCAACUUAAAUGAGCUUCAUAUUACAAUAAAAUGUUGUAACAAUCUCAAGUCCCGAAAAAACCACCUUCAGCCAAAUCCUUAUGUUGUCUACAAGUUUUUUGAUUUUGCAGACCAUGAUACUCCCAUCAUUCAUAGCAGCAACAGCCCUCAAUUUGACGAUCACAUGUGUUUUCCAGUGCCAAUGAAUGCAGAUUUAGACCAAUAUUUAAAAUCGGAAUCUUUGACUUUUUAUGUGUUUGAUGAUGGUGAAACAGAAGAAGGUGUUUAUGUAGGGAAAGCCAUUGUUCCUCUUAUCUCUUUAGCGCAUGACAGAUAUAUCUCAGGUACAUUUGAACUAACAGAUUCUGAAGGACAUUCUGCUGGCACCAUCAACGUUGAACUAAAAUGGAGGUUUGCCUAUCUACCUCCAAGUGGAUCAGCAGUGGCAGCAAACCUAGUGAGUUACAUCCAAAAUGAAAAAUCGACGGCAACUAAAUUACCUGUGAAGGAGGAAGUGCCGACUCUAACCCUGACCCCUUCUUUUACUUCAUCAAUGACCGCACCAAAGCCCAAACCAAGACAGCGUACUGCUCUAGCAGACAAGAAAGUGUCUUUUAUGGAUGUCAGCAUACUACAGAUUCCAAGCCCUAUUGCUGAUGAAGACAAUGAAGAAAUUUCACAGAAAAUUAAGGCUGAUACACCCACUGUUUCAAAUGUUCCAGAGGUUAUACAGGAAAGAGUGGCAGAUGAUAAAGUAAAGGAAACUUCUGGAGAAAUUCAGCAGGAAAAAGAUGACCUCUCUCAGCUAUCUGAGGGUCAGUUGGCUGACCAGAGCUCAGCUACUUCUGGAGAUGAAACAGAAAUAACUGAGGAAUUGGAACCAGAAGAUCAAGAUUAUAGACAGGCAACUGAUGCCAUGGAAUCAAUAAUAACUGACAGUGAUGACUGUAUUGUUCCUAGCCCAGUGUCCAAGAAUAUUAAACAGUCAAUAGAAAAAAUUCGGAUUGAGAUUAUAUCCCUAACUCUCACUGAUUCCCGAGUUGCAAUGGAUGACACAAUACAGCGACUGUUUGUAGAAUGCAGAUUCUACAGUUUCCUUGCAGAAGAGACACCAGUGUCACUUCCUAAACCAAAAAGUGGACAGUGGGUUCACUACAAUUAUAGCAAUGUGAUUCACGUGGAUAAGGUGAAUAACCAUUCCAGGAGAGAAUUCCUAAAGUCUGUACUUCAAGAAUCAGAGUUGAAUACUGGCAGCAUACGAUUUACAGUGGUUAGUGACCCUCCAGAAGAUGAACAAGAUCUUGAGUGUGAAGACAUUGGCUUUGCUUACGUCAGUCUAACGGAGAUUUUUCAGAAAGAAAAAGACAUAAUUGAGCAAGAUAUUGAUGUUUUCGAUUCACAAGAUGAUAGUGCAGUAAUUGGAAAGCUCAAAGUAACAGUGGAGGCCCUCCAUGCUCUGCGCUCAGUCUAUGAGGAACACAAAGAUGACUAGGAGGCAUGAAAGAAAAGUGUGCCUACAGAUGCUUCUUCUCCCAGUGUAAAUACAUGCUUGAUAGCUCUUCGUAGAUGAGAUUUUUGUAAUUACUACAGUAUAUUUAAUGUAUAAUUUAUAUGAAAAGGAUGCUUGAUUUAUAGUUGUAAAGUUUUGUAUACUUUUCAGUCUGUUUGUUUUUAUAUUUCCCCCUAAGGCUAAGACUCCCUCCACAAUGGACAACGUCUUGUAAAUAAUUAAUACCUACAUGAUUGAAUGAUGUGCUUUAUUUGCAUUUUCAACAUUUUUUCUUACAUAAAACAGUAAUAAAAAUGCAAGUUGAAUUUUUAAUUUUUAAUAAAAAAGCUUAAGCCUUAGAAAACUGAUUAAAAAUACUUUUAUGUUAUCCCUAAUCACCCCACUAAAUGCAAUGCCUGUGAUUAGCCUCAUUAAGAAUUUUAUACUGUGAAGAUUUUAUUAGAAGCAAUAUAUGAAAAUUACUUGGAUUAAUGUGUUAAUCUGCCUCUUUAAAAUGCUAAUAUCCAUUUUAUGCACAUUAAAUCUCAGUAUGCGUUUUCUUUGAUGCAUGCAGUUUCUAUCAAUUAAAUAUAAAGAAUGAGGCUAGUCGCAAGACUUAUUAAAUUACUGCAAGCUUUUUUAAAAAUAACUUUUGCCCUUCUACUAACAUUAUAAGUAGUUGUUUAUGAUUACCAUGAUUUGAAGGAGGGGGAGGGUGGACUCAAUUUUCAUAUACAGUAAAAGAGAUUUACAGUUUCAACCAACACCUAUCAAAGCACAGAAAGAAAAUAUAAAAGAAUCAAUCAGAUUCUGUUCCGCUUAGUUUGAGCUGUAGGGACAGGCAAGUGGUUUUUUGAUCACUUUUAAAACUUACAUCAAACACAUACAAUGAUCCUUGUAUCUGGAUAACCAGUGGCUAGAAAGGAGCUUGGAAAGUUAAUUUUCUAGCUUUUAACCAAUCUCAAUGAAAGAUUUAAUUGAUAUUUUUAAUGGAGCUGUGAAUCAAUGCAGCAAAAGGAUUGUCUCUGGAGAACUAGGAUAUAAUGCAUUUCAUUUUUUAAUUUACUUUAUUUGUCAUUUUCUUCAAAGGAUUUUAUAGGCUGUGGGUUUUCACUGUUUGCAAACAGACUAUGUUUCUUCAUAAGCAUAUGUAAAGUAUUUAGAGAGAUAAGUAAUUUAUUAAAAUCUACCUAAUUUGCCGUGAUAUAUUAAAUCUCUGCUUCAGUGAUCACAGACCAUUUCAUUUAGAGAAUUAGGCAUUUGCUCUUUGUGUGAUUAAACCUCUGGAAAAUGAGUUCUUUACUCCUAUUUGUGAACAUUCAAAGCCUGCUAAUGGCAAGAAGAUGGAAUAGAUUAUGAGACAAUUCAUUACAGUUCAACAGCAAAAAAAAAAAGCAGC
This is a messenger RNA of Trachemys scripta elegans, 5349 nucleotides long. It is a transcript of the gene RPGRIP1L, whose product is annotated as RPGRIP1 like. The transcript is spliced from 26 exons. Lineage: Eukaryota; Metazoa; Chordata; Testudines; Emydidae. Gene Ontology annotation, molecular function: thromboxane A2 receptor binding. The record is from RefSeq and is a predicted model, not a curated record. The coding region runs from base 132 to 3953 and encodes 1273 amino acids. Gene Ontology annotation, biological process: non-motile cilium assembly; retinal rod cell development. Gene Ontology annotation, cellular component: photoreceptor connecting cilium.